CAUGCCACGUUCACUUCAUUAACAGAUCCGACAGAUCGGAUGUGCAGCAAAGGUCAUAGAUUUCAGUGAUCAUAUUGAAGCAGAUGAUGAGCAGAUGAAUAUGGCGUUUACAUUGGGUAGUCCACGGGACAAGAAGCCUUACCACAGUGUCCAGGACGGCGUACAUCGUCCAUUCUGUCAAUACUGAAUUAUCAGCUUUAUAUCUUAGUACCACAGAAACAUUAGGAGUGUGGCGGACCGGGUUCAGGGGCAUGCUUCAUAAAUACUGGAAGGCCUAUCACUGAGUAAUAUAUAUAGGCAGAGAUAUAUAGCCCCAUGCCACCAAUGGAACCUCAUGGUACAUAUGGCUCCUAUAGGUUCUGCAGAUUAUUCGCAGAAGUUAUAUGUAUUUAGAUAUUACUGUUGAUUCAUAACAUCACUGAACAGGAAAGCGCUACGUUCUAGACUACAAACAGUUUGAAGAGACAUUCAAGCACUGAGGCCAUACUUACGUUAUACCACUGUUAAGACAUAGAGUAAAACUUAAUUAACACUGAUUCAUUUUGCCUCGAUAGUGUAAUGAUGUCAUUGAGAGUCCAUUGCCAGCCUCUUCAGCCACACCAGUGACUGGCUGGCAAACUCAGAAGAGAGAGAGAGAUCUACAGAUAACAAGCCACAUUGGCGACAUGGAGAGCAAGACGACUCCCGUACCGCUGAACAUCCUGUGGCCUAAAGAGGUGCAUCUGCUGCCACCAUGAAACUCAAGCAGUUUAUGGCCAAUACAUUACCACGUGCCAGGGGAAAAUCGAAACGCAAACAGCAGUCUUUAUCUUCUGCCCAGGAGCUGACACAAGUGCAACCCACGGCAGACCCACAUAACAUACAGCAAAACGGACCACAGGUGGCGCUAUCGGUACACAUCAAUAAAUAUGUUGCAGGAAGUGAACUUGAUAACAAGGACGUGGCACGCAAUUACAGCGAUCCACUUUUUGUAAAUUUAAACUUCGGUGAACGCCAGAGCAAAUGCGCAUGCUAUAAGCAUGUGAUCAUAGACGAGCACAAUUUCCCGCCAUUGCACGACAAAAACGCAGAAAACUGUCCUGCGGACUUUGAUCUUACUUCCAGUUGGACAGAUAAUAAUUACAAUACACUUCCCAGAGUUAGGCCAAGAAUUAAGACGAACCCUUGGUUACCGUCUCCUAGGUCAUCGCCCAGUACAUCACCAGGGUCAACGCGCACGACGUCAUCCACUGUCUCAUCUCCGGCCGACGGCAGCCAAGCAGCACUGGAAGAUUCUGCACUAGAAGAGCCAAGCUCAACUUCGGGUGAGUGUAACGAGGAAUCCAAAGAGCUAUCUAAAACGAAGGAUUAUUUCCCCACAGAUCAUCUUUGUGGUGAAAUGCCGUCGCUUGACAGCUCAAUUAUGACGUCGAUGACCUCUGAUAGCGGGCGGUUCUCUAUGACUGGAAGUGAUGUGAGUUCUUUGGUCAGUUCCACCAUGUCUGAUGGCUGCGAGCCAGUGACCAGGCAAGCACCAGCAUUAUCACCUUCAGACGUGAAGCCCCUAGAGGCAAUAUGUUUGUCAGAUGCCGUACAAACACCAGAUACAAUCUGUGACACAAAUGAAAGUCGCCUAUCAGCUUUAUCUCAAGCACCAGACAUAUACAUUCGCACUGAAGCAGGACAGAGCGUACAACAAGAAGAAGAAGAACCAGAUCUCCUGAUUCAGUUUCAGAGUCUCAUUCCCAAUGAUGAUGAAGAAGAUAUAAACUAUGAGGAAUUGUUUGAAAAGAACAUCGAAUUGGUGACCUCGGAGAGCGGCUUUUCUUUCGACCAGUGUGUCAUGGAUGAAGAGGGCAGUCUAAGUGACGACUUCCUGGAGUCAGGAGUGGACAUUUUUGCUGAUGAGUGUACAGAUGAGUUUCUCUUUCAAACGGCAACAGGCCGCGAUUUUGAAGAUAAAACUGACAGGUCUGAGACCUGUGAUAACCAACAAGAGGAACAUGGUGCUGUAACCGUGGAGAAAGGCCAACUGCUGGCGACCCCUGCAAGGAUGCAUGGGAGUUACUACGAUCAACUUGUCGAGGAUAUCUGCAAAGACGCCAUUGCAGCUGCUAAAAUCGAGAUCAAGACUGAAAUCGAUUAUCCGUCGAAAUUAAAUCUUUCAGAUGACUGUUGUAUUAAUGAACCCGCUUUGGAUCGAGAUAAUUGUACAGCGUCGCUGGUGAAUAAGAGUAAAGAAAGUUUUCGUACCGAUACAAAAGAGAGCCUACAAGAAAAAGUGAGGCGUUUGAAGGCCGGUAGACGCAUCAUUGAAGAGAAAAUAAGAGAGGCCCAGGAAGAGGAGCAGCUUCGUCUUGAACAGCGCAUGCGCUUCCAGAGGCAAAUCACACUCCACCGGAAAGAGAUGUUGCUUAAAACUCUCGGAAAUUUACGGGAAAAGUUGGCAGACCAAUGUACACGCCUUCAAGCCAGCUAUAAUAACGUGCUAGAGAUGCAGAGAAAUAUCCUUCGACAGCAUUCUCGUGGCGACCUAAUGCUGAGCGGGUCAACAUUUGAGCUCACUGUGUGAACUAUCCAAGUUCAAAAACCAAAUGUAAAAAACGAAACGCUUGGGCGCCCAGAAGGCAAGCUAAAGAGUGAAAAGAAAUAAAAAAAGGAAAUCGUGAUGAAAAUAUUCUAACACAUUGUCGUGCUACUUUAUACUUGAGCUGAAUCACGUAACGGGGGUACAUAAAUUGGUAAUAUAUGUAUAUUGAACAACACGCUAGUAUGUGCUAUGUGAAUAACAUUUUUUUGUCAAUUUACAUGAGUAUGUGAAGUAGGUUAAAACACUGAUAUAUGUUGGCUUUUCAAAACGUACCAGAAUAAUACCGUGCAGAACAUUGAUUACCUGAAAAUGUGAACUUGAUGCUUGGCAUGUUCAUCACGGUCGUGUUGAUAUCAAACAAAACAAGGAAUUUGUUUGUCUAAGAUCGAUGUGCUGAUAUGUAAUAUUGAGUAUUCACAUGUAAAUUAUUGUAGGUGUGAAGAUACCGUGGUGAAAUUUAAUUCAUUAUAAAGGAGAUCGGUAAAUCAUUAUUUUCAUCAUAUGUGUCUAACACAAUGUAAAGCAUUUUAAAAUGCGACUAUGUAGUGGCUGAAUGUGGAAUGCUGCCGGUUUAUUAAUGUUAAGCUUUUAAUAUUCCAUAUUGAUAUCUCUAUAGUGCUUCACAUAUACAAGAACAUGUUCAAUGCAAAUUUCGUUACGUGUUACCAUAUCAGAAGUUCAUUAAAAAUGAGACGGCUUUCACGACAAUCUUCAACUUCAGAGACAUCUAGGGGAAUUAGUUGAAGACCAAAGAAACUUGAUGGCCAUUGUUUAUGCAGGUUUUAGCCUGCAGCUUUACAAUAGUCAGCUAAUUAGAUGUUAUUUUAAUGAGUACUGAUAUCACCGCCUGUUGGCACAAUAUUAUGUGUUCUGAGACUACAGAUCUACAAGCACACAUGUGCAUGAUGUCUUUCAGAAAGAAGGUUGUCGGUAUUUGAAGUAUUUAAUUAUUAUAGUUAUUUUGUUGCUUUUCCCGUCUUUUAAUUUUCUGUGAUAUUUGGAUACAAUUGUGGUCUGGAACUGUGUUAGAGGCAUGUCAUAUACACCAUAUCCACUUCAAAGCCGUGUGGACUGUAUAAUGUAUCCAAGGUGCCAAACGUAGGAAUUCUCCGAGAAAACUAACACUUAUGAAGAAUUUCUCUUUAGACUACCUGGAGUAAACGACAUUUGUCUAAUCAACAUUUGAUCCACCUAUCCCGACAGUUGCCAUAAAUGUGCUACAAUCUUGGAAAUAAGCAAUUCUUUUAUAGCGUGGUCGGGUUUUUCAAUGGCCGUCAUCACUUUAAGCACUGAGUUCCUGGUUGAGCGUGAAUCAAAACUGUGUCAAGAUGUUAAACAGGUGGCGAGGUUUGAUAUUUCAAAUUAUUUUGGCAACAUUUAAUGAUGGCAUUUACCUGUAAAAAAGAUCAUAAAGCUGUUCUUAGAUAUUUUUAACAAGAUGUGAUUUAUCUACUUGUAAGUAAAAAAACGUGUAUUAAAAUAUUGCGCUUUGUCUC
Messenger RNA from Lingula anatina, 4065 nucleotides. RefSeq lists its product as uncharacterized. NCBI's taxonomy places the organism in Eukaryota, Metazoa, Brachiopoda, Lingulata, Lingulida, Lingulidae. The record is from RefSeq and is a predicted model, not a curated record.